Suillus subaureus is the source of this 684-nucleotide messenger RNA. RefSeq lists its product as uncharacterized. The coding region runs from base 1 to 684 and encodes 227 amino acids. The transcript is spliced from 3 exons. Lineage: Eukaryota; Fungi; Basidiomycota; Agaricomycetes; Boletales; Suillaceae. The record is from RefSeq and is a predicted model, not a curated record.
AUGAAUUCUGGCUCUCCUUACCCAACACAAGACUACUCUCGUUUGCCCUGCCCUUCAAUUGAGGCAGACUAUAGGAGACUUAUUAUGUCUAGUUCACAAAUACUAGACCAGGCACCACCUCCUAGCCUUAGAGAAAUACUCGGGGCAUACAAAUCGAAAGGGGACGGUGACAGAGAUAUGCUUAUUGCCAUGUUGAAUGCAAAGAGUGCCGAAGACCAGCGGCUUGCAUCCGUCGCUUCCUUGCACAGAACCCUCCUUGAAAUGUCCGCAGUAGAUACCCGGCAUGCAAGCCCUCCGCCCCCCUUGCCACCCUCAGCACCUUACUCAAAACAUGGGCUAUAUCCAAGCGACAUGACCAGUGAACGUGUCUCCUCUCAACCAUUACCUGUGGUUAGGGAACCACCUCAACUCUCUCAGCCACCACGAAAACGCCAACGCUCUUCUCACUCCCCUUCAUCACACCCUUCAUCACAUUACGAAUUGCGCACAUCUCAUACAUCCUCCCGCGACUUGCCACCUUCGCCAUAUUCGUCUCGGAGUGAUUCUGAGGAGUACUCCCCGCGGUCCAGAGCAUCAAUGGCGAUAGGGUCAUUGCUCUCCACCGGUCCUAGCAGAGAUGCUCCAGAGGAUCUCCAAAAUCAUUCAGAGGGCACUCAACACACGUCCUCCGGUUCUGCAGUGUAG